Messenger RNA from Brassica napus (rape), 2396 nucleotides. RefSeq names its product LRR receptor-like serine/threonine-protein kinase ERL1. Gene Ontology annotation, molecular function: protein binding. Bases 828 to 2264 code for a protein of 478 amino acids. The record is from RefSeq and is a predicted model, not a curated record. The transcript has a single exon. NCBI's taxonomy places the organism in Eukaryota, Viridiplantae, Streptophyta, Magnoliopsida, Brassicales, Brassicaceae.
ACUUGCCUAAUAUCAUGUAUUUUCAAGAGAAACAGAUGGGUCAUGUCGAUUGGUUUAAUUCGCUGGAUAAAGUCUCUUUUUGCACUUGACUGACAUUUUCGAGACACUAUAUAAGAGUUAGAUUAUAGGUUAUAGGGGUAAAACUGGAAUAUAAAUUAUUUUCUAGUUAUGAGAAGUACUUCUCUAAUUAUGAUCACAUCUAGAGCUAUGGGAGCUAAUUAUCUCAAUAUUUUAAAUAAUAUUUAUUAUUAGUAUAUUUAGUUAAUAUAAUUACUAAAAUACUUUGGUUUUUGGUUCGGUUUGGUUUAAACCAAAUCAACCGAACGAUUUGGUUGAUAAAAUCUAUAACCAAAUGGUUUAGACAUAUGCUUUGGUUUGGUUUGGUUUGGUUCUGUUUUCUUGUCCCCUACUUAAAUGUGACCAUUUUUGCAAGUUUUCUCUUUUUUCAUUCAUUUCUGUUGGUUGCCACAACUUAACCAGUUAACCUACUUCUUAUACAACAAAAUAACCCGGAUCAUUUGCUUCUCGCAUAAUUUUUUUUAAUUUCUUGCAACUGAUCGUCUUUUCGCACAAGUUGCUGUAUAGGAUAAUGAAAUCAACCUUGCUCUCUAAGGGCAAGACAACGUGGCAUGUGAAACGGACAUACCACUUUCUGCCACAUGCAAAUGAAUAGGUCAAAAUCGUGGACUUUGACUUUCCAGCUCUCAAGUCGUCUCCUUCCCUCUAUAAGUAGCUAACAAUAGCUUCUCUCAAUCCCCAGCUCUCAAGGAGUCUCCUUCCAUCUACAAAUAGCUAACAAUAACUUCUCUCAAUCCCACGAUAUCACCAUGAACUAUUGCUCCUUCACUCUCUUCGUAUUUUCCGCCACUAUCUUUCUCCAGAGUUUAAACCCUAGCGGAGCCGCCACAUGUCAUCCUGAUGAUGAGGCGGGUCUUUUAGCUUUCAAAAAGGGUAUAACACGAGAUCCUUCUGGCAUUCUCAGCUCAUGGAAGAAAGGUACUGCUUGCUGCUCCUGGUACGGUAUCGCUUGCGUUAACGGUGACCGUGUCACCAUUCUUUCACUAGUCGGAUUUCCCAAGAAACCCGAACGCUCCCUCUCCGGCACUCUCUCGCCUUCGCUGGCUAAACUCCAGCACCUCGAAGUGAUUAGCUUAGGAGGUCAUGGGAACAUCACUGGAUCUUUUCCGCAGUUCCUUCUCCAAUUACCGAAGCUUAGAUACGUAAACAUCGAGAAUAACCGUCUCUUUGGUCCCCUUCCUUCCGACAUCAGCAUGCUAAGGCAGUUGGAAGAUUUGUUUCUUCAGGGAAAUAAGUUCACCGGUCCAAUACCGAAUUCUAUAUCAAAUCUGUCUCGGUUAUCUGGUCUCUUUAUUGGCGGUAAUCUCCUAACCGGAACUAUACCCUUAGGGGUUGCUAAUCUCAAGCUAAUGCAGAAUCUGAAACUCGGCGGCAACCGCCUCUCCGGCACCAUACCAGAUAUUUUCGAAUCCAUGACGGAGCUCAAAUUUCUCGAUCUCUCCGGCAAUGGAUUCUCCGGAAAACUUCCUCGGUCUAUUGCAUCACUCGGACCGACACUCCUGCUCCUUGACCUGAGCAAAAACAAUCUCUCUGGGACAAUUCCAGAAUAUAUAUCAAGAUUCAACAAGCUCGAAAAGUUGAAUCUCUCCAAGAACCGCUUCUCCGGAGUCGUCCCAAAUGGUUUGGUCAAUCUGACCAAUAUAAACAAUCUUGAUCUCUCUCACAAUCUUUUAAAUGGUCCAUUUCCUGCCUUGAACGUUAACACCAUUGGGUUUCUUGAUCUCUCGUACAACCAGUUUCACCUCAAAACGAUUCCAGAGUGGGUUGCCUCAUUACCGAGCAUCUUCUUGUUGAAACUAGCAAAAUGCGGGAUCAAGAUGAGCAUAGAAAAUUGGGAGCCAGCGGCACCCUUAUACUACCAUUACAUUGAUCUGUCGAAAAACGAGAUCUCAGGGAGUCUAGAAAGGUUCCUUAACCAGACAGAGUAUCUGCUUGAGUUUCGAGCAGCGGGAAACAAACUUAGAUUCGAUAUGGGGAGGUUGACGUUCGCAAAGACGCUGAAAACCUUGGAUCUGUCAAGGAAUUUGGUAUUCGGGAUGGUGCCAGAAACUGUGGCCAGUCUGCAGAGACUGAACUUGAGCCAAAACCAUCUUUGCGGAAAGCUUCCGACAACAAAGUUCCCGGUUAGCGCAUUCGCCGGCAACGACUGUCUCUGUGGCGCUCCACUCUCUCCUUGUUUACUUUAGAGGCAAGAAAACUAUAUAUUUGCAAUGUAUUUGCAUUCACCGUGACAUUUGAAGUUUGCUCCAAAAAUGAUUGGUAUUUGUAACAAAUAAAAUAGAAUUUUAAGUUCUCAAUAUUUAAUCAUUUUAAAGAUA